UACUCCGCGCACAUGCGGACAAAUCUCACAGCGUGUGGGGCAGAGCGGGGCUCACAGGAGAGAGUGAUUAGUUUAUUUUCUACUGUUUGCCCCCGCUUUUUAUUUAUAGCCGCCCAUCGCAGGGAGUCCUGCAGCCUGAGCUGACCCAGAAGCCGGUGCCUGUCCGGGACUCUAGAGAUGUGGAAGGAGGAGCCCUGGGUGGAAACAACAACAACAACAACAACAGGGCGCGCUGCUGUCCCGUUGGAGCGUGUCCCGGUCCAUGUCCACUAGCCCCGCUACACCUGUCUUCGUUCAGUCGCGUCCGCCCAGUCCCGCUCAGAGACGCACCCCGAUGGCUGAUGAGGAUCCGCAGCAGCCAGACCCUGGGGUGGGGAGUCUCCCCGGCCUGCUGCCCGGGCUGCAGGGGGCUGAGGCCAGCGCUCUGCAGCUCAGGAUCAAGAACUCCAUCUGCAAAUCUGUCCAAUCAAAAGUGGAAAACAUCCUGCAAGAUGUGGAGAAAUUCUCAGACAUUGAAAAACUCUACCUCUACCUCAAGUUGCCUACUGGUCCCAGCAUCAGUCCAGAGAAAAUUGACCAGAGCGCCCUGUCAUCCAGCCGCACUCAGCAGAUGCACGCCUUCAGCUGGAUCCGCGAUCAUCUAGAGGAAUACCCGGAGACCUCUCUUCCCAAGCAGGAGGUCUAUGAUGAAUACAAGAGCUUCUGUGACAAUCUCAACUACCACCCACUGAGUGCUGCAGACUUCGGGAAAAUGAUGAAAAAUGUCUUCCCCAACAUGAAGGCGCGACGCCUUGGCAUGAGAGGGAAAUCUAAAUACUGCUACAGUGGACUGAGAAAGAGGCCGUUUGUCCACAUGCCAUCUUUGCCCACCAUGGACGUCCAUAAAUCAGCAGAUGGAUGUGACACCCUGGAUUCCCCGUGCCAUGUUAGCGGCAUCAAGGAGGAGGUGCGAUUUGCAGCCUGUGAUCUCGUAUGUGAAUGGGCUCAGAAAGUGCUGAAGCGCCAGUUCGAUACGGUGGAAGACUUGGCUCGCUUUCUAAUCGACAGCCAUUACAUCAGCAACAAGUCUCUGGCAGCUCUCACUUUAAUGACAGGAGCAGCAGCUGAUAAGCAAGAGGUCAACCCACAGCAGACCGUCUCAGGCUUUGCGCCCACAGCCGAGGCUCAGGCAUUUCAGCCUCAGGGGAAAAUGUUUUCACCAACAUCCUCUGAUGCAAAGCAGCAGCUGCAGAGGAAGAUCCAGAGGAAGCAGCAGGAGCAAAAACUGCAUUCCCCUUUACUUGGAGAAGAAACGGCAAAGAGGACACUUGACGCUGUGGCUUGUGCUAGCCCCAACCCUGCAUCGCCACAGCAGACCAUAGGCAUUGUGGUCGCGACUGUCCCUAGUCCCAUCACGAUGCAGAAGAGUGGGCAGUUGAUGUCACCGGGUUCUGUGGGAACAGCAGAGAGCAAAGUUGUACCCAUUAACUUUCAGAUGAUGUCCCAGCCAGUUCAGGUAGUGAACCAAAGCCACAAACCCUCCCGGAGUAAUCAUACCAGCCCGGCCGGGGAGCGGCCAGUUCGACAGCGCUAUGCUCAAAUCCUGCCAAAGCCCUCUGCCACCACCGACAUCACCAUGCGCUCGCCCUCCACUAUGAUCAUUGCCAACAGCCCCAUUAAGACGAUGAUGACAACCUGUCAGCUCAGCCCUGUUAGCUUGGUCAAGAUGACAGCCAUAUCCCUGGCACCUAACAGCGGCGAGACUACGUCCCUCACAAACACCAUGCUGCGACCAGCGUCUGCAGGUGUCUCUUCUGCAGCCGCGGCAGACUUCAGCUCCAACCAGAACACACGGAGUGCUUCUGCUGUGCCCAUUUUGGCUCCGGUAACCGGGCUGGAGCAAAGUGUUGACAUGCAAAGUGUGGAUGUGGAAAUGGAAGUUGAAGCAAUACAUAUGAACAGCCAAAUGCAGAAUCCCAGCAGUCACAUUUCAACCCAAGAGGGAGUGACAAUCAGAGCCGGAGGGUCUGUGCAGAGAGCGGCUAGCGUGCCCAUACCACAGACCAAAGGCUUCCUAUGCGGCGAAGAAACGCUGGGUACCAGAUACAAAGGAAGCUCCUCAUCUGGUGCCAGUGCUGCAGUCAAAACUAGCAGUAAUAGCCCUAAUAAGGCAAGCACUUUGCACUUAACCUCUUCUGAUUUAAACACCAGCACUCUGUCUACAGUAAACAAUAGCAGAUUAUCAUCCUGUGGAGAAGGCUCCCAGGCAGGGGAAGCAUUCUUGUCAACAAAGAGCUUCAGAAAACGCUCAGGCCUCAGUCCAGACCUCUCGCCAGUAAAAAGGGCUUUCAUGUCCCAGCAGCCUGCAGAGGGCACUGCUUAUGCUCCAAGCCAGGGAACCUCAGAUAGAUCAGAAAGCGCACCAGCCUCAAGAGAGCUAGAGAUGAAAACAACCUCUGUCUUCCCCACUCAGGUCCAUCAAUGUUCUCCUUCUCUCUUCGACCGUGUUGCCAAAACACAUAGCUCAAUGCAAAGGAAAAACACUCCUACUGUUAUGGAAACCGGCAUUGCAGUCAGUGACACAUCCAUGCAGGGGCAAACAGUCGGUAACGUGCACAAUAUGUCCGGUACACCUGGGUAUCAGAAUCCUGCAGGAGUCUUUGAGGGAUCUCAUCAGUCCAGUCCGACUGCAAACUGCCUGCAUUUCAUUAAUCAAGCAGCCUCUAAUCCGCUCCAGAUGCAGGAACAUAUGGAUUACUUUUCCUUUGAUGAUGAUGUGACCCAGGACAGCAUUGUGGAGGAACUGGUUCAGAUGGAGGAGCAGAUGAAACUUAAACGGCUGCAAGAGCUCGGAACCGGCUGCUCGCUGCAGGGCCAACCCAUCAUGACGCCAAGAAACGUUACUUCCACCAACCAGACCAUGAGUGGUUUUUAUCGAGCCCCAAACAACAGCGGAAACCUCAUCCACACACCCACACCCACUUCAGAGCUGAUUGGUGGAGCUCAGAGCCUGACAGGAGACAGCCCCUGCUCCCGGAUGGCCUCCACCACCCCAGUGGACAGCGCUCUGGGCAGCAGCCGCCACACUCCCAUCGGCACUCCACACUCCAACUGCAGCAGCACCGUCCCUCCCAGUCCAGUGGAGUGCAGGAACCCGUUCGCAUUCACACCUAUCAACUCCAGCAUGACGUCGUUCCAAGACAGCAGCCCUGUCUCCAUUAGUCCUGUGAAACCAAUGCAGAGGCCAACAGCCACCCACCCUGACAAGGCCAGGCUGGAAUGGAUGAACAGCAGCUACAGCAGCAACAGCGGCGGAGGCUCAAGCAAAUCCAGUGGUGGGAUGGGAAUCCUCAGCAGCUACAGAGGCCUGACAGAUGAGCCUUUCCAGAAGCCCCAUGCCUUUGCCGUUCCUCACGCACGCCACCACGACAGCCACUGUGGCCGCUUGACUCCCAUUUCCCCUGUGCAGCAACAAGUCACCAAUAUGAGCAGGCAGGAGGGUUUCGCCGUGCCAGCCCCUUUGGAUAACAAAAGCGGCAACACAUCGGCUGCAACGUAUCGAUGCCGCAGCGUUAGCCCAGCCGUGCAUCAGAGGAAUCUCAGUUUGAACGUAGGAGGUAAUGCCCCCAUUAACGUCCCCCGCUCUGUGGUAUCUCCCUUUAGUUCUCCAGUAACCCCCGAGGUAUUAAACAUCUUCACCAACAGCAAAGGAAACCUGGGGGUCAGCAGCAUGGCGCAGAGGAGCCGCUCUGUGCCACUCAACAUCAUGAUGCAAACCGAAGUGCAGCAAUGCACCAACAUUGGCAGCAUCCUUUUGAGCAAGAUGGAAGGGGACCAAGAUGAGGCUCUGCGAGGUUUGGGUAUCCAUAACCUACCCUCCACCUACACUGCACGGAUGAAUCUGACCCAGAUGCUGGAGUCUAAGUUCAGCCAACCAGGCAGUGAGAACCACCUUAGCCUGAUGCCUUCUGACUCCGCCAGCUUACAGCGGUCAGGGUACCUCAUAGAAAACACUGUUAAUGAACAAAUGAGUCUCUCAGCAGGCAACAACCAAACUCAACCAGCCUCUGCAGAGCACCACCACCAGCAGGCUCAGUCUGUAAUGUUAGCUUUGAGCUCACGGCAGCAGGAAGAGCUGCAACAACAGCAGCAUUUAGACUUUAGGAGCACGCAACAGCACCUCCUGACAGGUCCCAUCAUGGAGGAGUCAGAGCUCGCCGCGGGUGGGGCUGAUUUCCCUUGCGAAAUCAGAAUGACAUCAGAGCUUUCUGGGAGCAUGAAUGACCUGAACGCGCUGGACACAAACCUGCUGUUUGACCCCAGCCAGCAGCAGAGCAGGUUCCCCAGCUCUGCAGCAGAGGAGAUGAACGAGCAGCUGUUCCAGCAAAUCAGCGAGGCGCCUCAUUCAGGUGGGCUGGACUGGUUGGAAAGCAAAGAUCACCCAGCUGUUGGGCUGAUGGGCUGAAUACUGAGAAUUUUUUUCAAUUUUAACUGUUGUAGCAGAGUGUUUUUCAUGUAUUUAUGAGGUAUUUACAGCCUAACUCUAAUAUACUUAUGUAACUGAGGACAUACUGGAAGUUUGUCAAGUUAAAGUGCCAGGCUAAGCUGACAAUGCUGCAACACUAUGUAAAAAUGAGUAAAAUGCUGGUCAUUGCCCUUUAAACACAUAAUAAAUAGUCACCUCCUGUUUAACCUUAAUCGUUUCUAACAAGCAGACAAAGCAAAAAAAACAAAACCUCAGUCGCUAUUCUAUAUUUCUCUCCAUAAAAGUUACAUCAUGGUAUUAAUCAUUUAAAACUUCGACUAGAUAUAAAAAUCAUUAUAUAAAUAAAACUAUAACCAGUUAUUUAAUACUAAUAUAUAUAAUAACAGAUCUGUGUUUCAUAGACUUUUAGGAAGGGAUAAAUCUCAACUGUUUACUUAGAUAUUAACCAAACUAACCUCAAGUUGUGUAAAGGAUUACACUUAUGUUUGGCCAUGAGGGCCAAAGUUGUCAAGUCAGUUCCCAUGUGGGUUUAAAAAAAUGCCAAAAUAAUUCAGUUUUUACAUUUUUUUUAUCUGCUCAAUAACAAACUAACAAUUCC
Cyprinodon tularosa is the source of this 5063-nucleotide messenger RNA. RefSeq names its product DNA-binding protein RFX7-like. Gene Ontology annotation, biological process: regulation of transcription by RNA polymerase II. Lineage: Eukaryota; Metazoa; Chordata; Actinopteri; Cyprinodontiformes; Cyprinodontidae. Gene Ontology annotation, molecular function: DNA-binding transcription factor activity, RNA polymerase II-specific; RNA polymerase II cis-regulatory region sequence-specific DNA binding. The record is from RefSeq and is a predicted model, not a curated record.